Messenger RNA from Oncorhynchus kisutch (coho salmon), 3793 nucleotides. Its product is annotated as tripartite motif-containing protein 16. Bases 59 to 1729 code for a protein of 556 amino acids. NCBI's taxonomy places the organism in Eukaryota, Metazoa, Chordata, Actinopteri, Salmoniformes, Salmonidae. The record is from RefSeq and is a predicted model, not a curated record. Gene Ontology annotation, molecular function: protein binding; zinc ion binding. The transcript is spliced from 6 exons.
GGAAAACGAAAGUGAUCUCAGAUAUCAUUCUGCUCAAGCUGUGUUUGUGUGCAACAAAAUGGCAGAGCCCAUUUUAAAAGACCAAGAUCCGUUCUUUUGUUCAAUAUGCUUGGAUCUACUAAAGGAUCCAGUGACUAUACAUUGUGGACAUAGCUACUGUAUGGGUUGUAUCAACGGCUGCUGGGAUCAGGAUGAUCUGAAAGGUGUCUACAGCUGUCCCCAGUGCAGACAUACCUUCACCCCAAGGCCUGUUCUGAACAGGAGCACUGUCUUGGUUGAAGUGGUGGAGAAACUGAAGAGGACAGGACCUCAAGCGUCACCUGCUCACUGUUAUGCUGGACCUGAAGAUGUGGAGUGUGAUGUCUGCACUGGGAGAAAAUACAAAGCUGUCAAGUACUGUCUGGUGUGUCUUGUCUCAUACUGCGAGACUCAUCUCCAGCCUCAUUAUGACUCGCUUGCCUUUAAGAAACACAAGCUGGUCAAAGCCUCCACACAACGACAGGAGAAGAUCUGCCCUCAUCAUGACAAACUGCUGGAGGUUUACUGCUGUACUGAUCGGCAGUGUAUCUGUCUGCUGUGUGUGAUGGAUGAACAUAAAGGCCAUGAUACGGUGUCAGUUGCAGCAGAAAGGACUGAGAAACAGAAACAGUUGGGUAAAAUACAGCAGCAGUACCACCAGAGAAUCCAGGAGAUGGAGAAGGAGGUACAGGAGCUUAGGCAGGCUGUGAAAACACUCACGCGCUCUGCACAGGUGACAGUGGAUGCGACUGACAGGAUCUUUAUUGAGCUGAUCCGCUCCAUUGAGCGAAGGCGUUCUGAGGUGAAGGAGCUGAUCAGAGCUCAGGAGAGGAUUGCAGGGAGUCGGGUUCAGGGACUCCUGGACCGACUAGAUCAGGAAGUCACUGAGAUGAAGAGAAGAGAUGCUGAGCUCAGGCAGCUCUCAAACACAGAGGAUCACAUCUAUUUCCUUCAGAGUUUCCAGUCACUCUCUGUCCCUCCUGCUUCUGAGGCCCUACCCAGCCCCACUUUCAAUCCACACAUUUCUUUUGAACGUGUGAAGAAAUUGGUUUCUGGACUGAAAGUGCAACUGGAUGGUAUCUGCAAGGAGGAAAUAGACAAGAUAUCUGAAAAUGUGAUGAAAGUGCAAAUUGUUCGACCUCUGGAGCCCAAGACCAGAGAGGAGUUCUUAGAAUAUUCCUACGAACUCACGGUGGAUCCCAACACAGCAUGUGGAACACUGCAUCUUUCUGAGAAGAACAGCAAGGUGACAUGGAGUGAAGGGGAGACUCAAGCCUAUCCUGAUCAUCCAGACAGAUUUACCCACUAUGACCAAGUGCUGUGUAGAGAGGGUUUAUCUGGAAACUGCUACUGGGAGGCUGAGCUUCGAGGCUGGAUUACUGUGGCAGUCUCAUAUGUGGCUCUUGUGAGGAAAGGAGAGGGUAAUGAGUGUAGGUUUGGAGGUAAUGAUCAGUCUUGGAGUUUGGAAUGCUCUCCCACCAGUUGUUCUUUCCUUCAUGAUAAUGUUAAGACUAAAAUACGAUCCCAUUGCACCUCCAGAGUAGGAGUGUACCUGGACUACAAGGCAGGAACUCUGUCCUUUUACAGCAUUUCAAAAAAAGUGACCCUCCUCCACAGAGUGAAUAACACAUUCACUGAACCCCUCUAUCCUGGGUUUGGGGUUGGUUUGGAAUCAUCUGUGAGGAUAAUGCUUCCCAUGCAGUCAACAUGAUUUUUCUGUGUUUUAUAUAUAUUUCCACACUAUGAGGUUAGAAUAAUACUGUGAAAUUGUGAACUGCAUCUCAGUGCGAGGCGUCACUACAGACCCUGGUUCAUUUCUAGGCUGUAUCACAGCCGGCCGUGAUUAGGAGUCCCAUAGGGCAGCUCACAAUUUGCCCAGCGUCAUCCGGGUUAGGGUUUGGCCAGGGUAGGCCGUCAUUGUAAAUAAGAAUUUGUUCUGACUUGCCUAGUGAAAAAAAGGUUACAUUGAAUGUAGUUUUGGCCUGCCUGGUGUCAUCUGCAGCUCUUACACUAAAAGGGCAUUAUCAUAAUUUUCACAGUAUUAUUCCAACCUCAUAGUAUGGAAAUAUAAACACUGAGUGCACAAAACAAUAGGAACAUCUUCCUAAUAUUGAGUUGCACAACCUUUUCCCUCAGAACAGCCUCAAUUCGUUGGGGCAUUGACUCGAAAGCGUUCCACAGGGAUGCUUGCCCAUGUUGAUUCCAAUUCUUCCCACAGUUGUGUCAAGUUGGCUGGAUGUCCUUUGGGUAGUGGACCAUUCUUGAUACACACAGGAAACUGUUGAGCGUGAAAAACCCAGCAGUGUUUUUUUAAUUCAAUUCAGUCUGGUAUAAGAACGGUAGCCCCUCACUGCAAAAGUAGGGUGUCUGCGGAAAUCCUAGGUAUGACUUACUACCAUAUAUGGGCAUACAUAUUUAUAAGGGCAGGCUGAGCCGAUGACCUCAUUUCAAGAUGGCUGCUAACUACAUUCCGGUUAGCAUUGUGAAGCAUAAACAAAAUUAUCACAGAAUACGUUGAUACACACCAAAAGCCUGGACUCCACAGCUCAUGAGGAUAUCUUAUUUGUCUCCCUGUGACCUACUUUGGUCUGUGUUUAUAUGCUAUAGCGACAUGGGGAAGGGGGGGGGUAUGUGUGUAUCAAAUGAACGCUUAGGUUGGUAGGAACAAAGCCUACUGCCAAUGUUAUCUGAUGUAUUAUUAUAAUGUCCACUGAGUGACUAUCUUUGCGCAUCAAAAAGAUGAUGUUGCCUGCUUACGUGCUGUAGGCAUCCAUAUCCGCUGUAUGUCACCCGACACCACCACAAUGUUUGAGAGAGGUUGGUGUCGUAUAAUUUUUUUUUUUAAUAGUGAACAAUAACAUUCGGACACUUUGGAGAAGUUGAAAGGACCCUUGAAUGUACCCUGGAUACACCAUAAAACCACAAUGUUUGAGUGAGGUUGAUAUGGUAGAAAAUUUGUUUUUUUAUGGAACAAAUAGCAUUUAGGGAUUGCAAUUAUGUAAUAGCACUGGAAAUGUCUAAUUUACAUUUAUAUGCCACUUUGGAGAGGUUUAGGGAAAGUUGGAAACAUCCCGUGACCACACCUGACCACUUACUAUUACGUCUGCCCAUUUCUAGUUGUUAGGUCUAUUAAUCCCAUUUUUUUCUCAUAUUGUUCACAUGUUGUGGAAGCCAUCUGUGUUUCCAGCUCUAGUCAUCAAUAAUUAACCUAUGGCUUGUCAAUAAAAGAUGACUUUCAAAAUUAAAAAGGUUAUUUUGUGUGUGUGCUUGAUCUUGUGUAUUCUGAACUAUGCAACUCCUAUCUUUCCUCAAUCUCCCAGAUGUCUUCUUUCCAAAUAUAGCAACUGUUUGUAUGUCAUAAUCAUGUAAUUACACAUUAAUAGCAGUUACUUUUGGGUAUGUCUAUUUAGGCAGACAUCUACAUUUUGCCAUGACAUUUAAGAGUUAAAUGUCUCCUCCCCUUCAUCUACACUGAUUGAAUUGACAUCAAUAAGGGAUCAUAGCUUUCACCUGGAUUUACCUGGUCAGUUUGUCAGGGAAAGAGCAGGUGUUCCUAAUGUUUUCUGCAUUCAGUGUAUAAAAUACAGAAAAAUCCACAUUUCGACUGCACUGGGCCUUUAAUAGACCAAUAAGAAAGAGUUCUACUCCUGAGCAAGGCAGUUAACCCACUGUUCCCCAGGCGUCAGAUGUGGAUGUAGAUUAAGGUAGCCCCCUACACACAUUUCAGUUGUACAACUGACUAGGUAUCCCCCUUUCCAAUCUUAGCAAAAGUUAU